UUAACCUGGAAGAGUCUCACAUUGCCAUAUUGAAAAAUCAUGUGUCUGCACCAAUAUCAUACAUUGUAUCAGCACUAAGCCAAAUGGUUGAUGCUGGUCAAUCACAACAGCCACUUGGAUCAGCAUUAUCAUAUCAUGCUCCCUUGAUAACACCUACUGAACAACCUCAUCCCGAAGGAGCAGAUGUUUGUGGGCAGACAAAUUUUCCAAAGCCAUACAUGAUGCUUAACCUUGAGAGUACUGGACUUUGUGACAAACAACACAACUGGCAAGACCUUAAUGUAUCAUUUGAAAAUUGUGAGAUUGAACAAAGCACCAAAUGUCAGAGCAGCAGUGCAAGAUGGUUUGCAGAAAGGAAGGGACGAAUUACCGCCUCUAAUUUUGGUUCUAUCAUGAAUAGAAAAAAGGAAAUUAAUGACACAUUUGUUAGAAAUAGUUUUGACAAGAAGUCUUUUACAUCAGCACCAACUUCAUAUGGGCAGGCCAAUGAAAAAACUGCAAAACAAAUGUACAUAAAAAGUUCUGGAAACCAUAUACAUAAUGUUGGAUUAGUUGUAAAUCCCCUUUUCCCAUAUUUAGGUGCAACACCAGAUGCCAAAAUCUGUGAAAAAUCUUUGACAGGUAUUCUUGAAAUUAAGUGCCCCUAGUCAGUAAGAGAUUCUACUUUGCUGGAAGCUUGUGAAAAUCAAACAUUUUUUCUAGAAAUUUCAGGUUCAAAGUAUGUAUUAAAAAGGUCACAUUCUCAUUGGUUCCAAGUUCAAGGUCAGCUCUUGAUAACUGGAGCACCUUUUUGUGAUUUUGUUACAUUUACUAGACAAGAAAUUAAUGUUGAACGAAUUUAUCCAUGUAUUGAUACCAUGCUUUCACUGUUGAAAAAAAAUGAGUGAUGUGUAUGUCAAUCACUUUAAACCAUAUUUUGCAUUGAAAAAAUAAACUUAGCACUGC
Messenger RNA from Ostrea edulis (European flat oyster), 945 nucleotides. RefSeq lists its product as uncharacterized. Bases 84 to 647 code for a protein of 187 amino acids. NCBI's taxonomy places the organism in Eukaryota, Metazoa, Mollusca, Bivalvia, Ostreida, Ostreidae. The record is from RefSeq and is a predicted model, not a curated record. The transcript is spliced from 2 exons.